Brassica rapa (field mustard) is the source of this 7020-nucleotide messenger RNA. RefSeq names its product O-acyltransferase WSD1. Lineage: Eukaryota; Viridiplantae; Streptophyta; Magnoliopsida; Brassicales; Brassicaceae. The record is from RefSeq and is a predicted model, not a curated record. Gene Ontology annotation, molecular function: diacylglycerol O-acyltransferase activity. Gene Ontology annotation, cellular component: plasma membrane. Gene Ontology annotation, biological process: triglyceride biosynthetic process.
UUUAAUCAUCUGAUCCGAGCACUACAGUUUUUGCAUAACAACAUAUAACAAGUUUUGAGAAUUUGUUUUUGUCUGAAAAUAUUAUUUAGUGAAAACAGGUUGUAUACAUAACAAAAUGAAGUAUAUUAUGUAUCCACCUGAUGUUGUCAUAAAAUUAAAACUCAUAAAAUAUACGGACAUGAUUUCACAGCUAGGUUAGGUAGCCUAGGUUAACUAAAGCCAAAGGGACCAUGAGUCCACAUCUAAAGUCUUGCAACUCGCUUAUAUAUAGAGGAUAAAGUGACUUUCAGUGAGAAAAGAAAAAAAUCCACAAAACUUAGAUAGAGUGACAAAUAAGUCAAAUAAAUGGGUGGAGAAAAGAACAAGACAAGGGAUAUGGUGGAGGAGGAGGAGCCGCUCAGCCCAUGCUCACGGCUGUUCAAUUCACCGGAUUUCAACUGUGCUAUAAUCGUCACAAUGGGAUGUAAAGUCAAAGGAAAUCCACCUGCAAUCAUCGAGGGCCUUAAACACACACUCGCUAAUCACCCUCGCUUCUCCAGCAUUUUAGAUAUGAAGAAUGGGAAGAAAGGGACACCAAGAUGGGUUAGGACAAAAAUUAGAGUAGAAGAGCAUGUGAUUGUUCCUGAUAUAGAACCCAACACUGAAAAUCCUGAUCAGUAUCUUGAAGACUAUAUCUCUAAGUUAACGACAGUUCCUCUAGAUUUGUCUAAACCAUUAUGGGAAAUUCACGUACUCUGCCUCAAGACAUCAAACGCAGAAUCCAUUGGCAUUCUCAAAAUCCAUCAUUCUUUGGGUGAUGGAAUGUCACUCAUGUCUCUUUUCCUCGCUUGCACCCGUAAAACAUCAGACCCCGAGGCUUUGCCUACUGUGGCGGUUCAGAAAAAACAGUUUGGACCGAGCUGCUACACUGGUUUUUUCAACAAGAUUUGGUGGUUAUUUGUAGGGCUUUGGUUUAUCCUAAGACUGGUCUUCAACACUUUUAUUGAUGUCUUAAUGUUUGCUCUAACAAUUUGUUUCUUGAGGGAUACGGAGACUCCUCUCUUGGCAAAACCCGGUAGCGAACUUAAACCAAAGAAGUUUGUCUAUCGGAUUAUCAGUUUUGACGAUGUGAAGCUGGUGAAAAAUGCAAUGAACAUGACGGUAAAUGAUGUUCUUCUUGGAGUAACCCAGGCCGGACUUUCACGGUAUCUUAGUAGGAGAUAUGAUCAAGAAGCGACACCGAAGUCCAAAGAUUUGAUGAGGAGAAUCCGACUUCGUUCAGCCAUUAUGAUUAACUUGAGACCAAACACAGGAAUAGAGGCUCUGGCGGAUAUGAUGGCCAAGAAAUCGAAAUGCAAAUGGGGAAAUCUCUUCGGUUACAUCCUCCUACCAUUCUCCCUCGGGCUAGAGACUGAUCCUCUAGAAUACCUGCGCCGAGCAAAAGUUACGGUCGACCGCAAGAAACAAUCUCUUGAGGCUGUAUUCUCCAUGGCGUUCUUUAAAUUGAUACUUAAAGUUAUGGGGCUCAAGGCAAGUGUGGUCCUUGUUAGGAAAGUGAUCCAUAGUACAACAUUGUCAUUCUCAAACGUCGUCGGUCCAAAAGAAGAAAUAACUUUUCAUGGCCACCCGUUAUCUUAUAUCGCGCCUAGUGUUUUUGGCCACCCACAUGCUCUUACUCUACAUUUCCAGAGUUAUGAGAACAAGGUGAUAAUAUCAGUAACGGCCGAUCCAACAGUCAUUCCAGACCCUCACAAGAUGUGUGACGAUUUGGUGGAGUCUCUCAAGUUGAUUAAAUCUUCUGUCCUAGAAAGAGGAUUAUAUGAGAUGGAGGUUUAAUUAAAGCUCUUCUAUUGAUUGUGUUACAAUAUCAUAACAUCCGUUUCUUAUAUGUACUACGGUUCCUCUGUUGUUUACCUUACUAAGCUAUAGAAACUAUAAAUGUCGAUGUAAAAACUUCUAAGAUAUCGAUCAAGUUUACAUUAACCAAAAUGUCGAUUUUUGUUAAAAAUGAAAUUUUAGUUACUUUUAGUUUGCUUAGGAGGUUAUCAAUCUAAUAGAAGCUAAAUCAUAUCAUAAUCCUCCCUUUUUAAGUAUACUUUCAUCUCAUUCAGUAUAAAAAUAAGAUGUGAAAAGAAUAUAGAAUAUUUGUCACAGGCUUGUAAAGAAAACAUUUCUUUCCGCCAAACAAAGACUACUUAAUUCAACCGUAAGGAUACUUGUUUGUUAAUCAGUAACACACUAUCUAAAUGAUCGAUUUUCAUUUUAAUCAAAGAGGAUGAAUGGUGACCGCUAAGAAGGAAUGGAAUGAGAGGGAACACUUCAUUCCUAUUCAUUCCUUUUUUUUUUCACCAUUCACAAGUAACUUUUGAUAUAUAAGGAACACAUACAAUUCCUCUUCAUUCCUCUUUAUUUGGGGAAUAAUAGAAGAAAAAUAUUCCCUAUCAAUAUAGGUAAGGAACAAAAUGGAAAAUAAAAAAAAAAGGCAAAUCUCUAUUAACGUGAGUUGAACUUUACAGAAAAAUUAACAUUUUUUUUGACUCUUUUCACGUUUUGCUUCCACUAUAUAUGUGAGAAUUAUUCUAUUCAAUAACCUAAUACAAUCAACUAAAGUUCUACAGCAAGAGGUACACACUUUUUCUUACAAUUUUUAAGAGAAAGUUAUAUGUAUAAUACACGAGUAUUAAGAUAGAAAAUAACAUGAAUAUUUUAUGUGUGCCUGUUAGAUAUCAUGUCAAGCUCAAGAAACACUAGCGGAUCACAACGUCGUGGACGUCAAUCCAGUGGUGAGGCAAGAACCACGACUGAUGGCGGAACAACUCGUGAAGGACAGGUAUUUAUAUUUGCACUUUUUCUUCUUAAAUCAUUGUUGUAUUACUAUAAAACAUGUGAAUUAAUUAUAAGAAUACAUAUAUACUUUAGUAUCUGUGGAAGGAUAAGAAUUGUGAAGUUAUGCUUGAACUCGUCAUUGCGGAGCUAAAAGCCGAUGACUACCGUAGUAGAAUGCCAGAUGUGGCAGCUAGAAAAAGAAUUGAAAAAAAAUACUUCGAGCUGAUAGGUGAAAAGAUCUCUUGGGAUCCAGAGAUAACUAGCAAAAUUGGUUACUUGCGUAAACUUUGGAAUAUUCACAGUCAAUUGGUAAAACGCACCGGUGUUGCUGUUGAUCCAUCUUCUGGACAAAUAGAUAUGGUGGAAACUUGGUGGAGUGAUCGGAUUGCGGUAAUUCUCUACUGUAUAUCAUAUAUAAUUACUUUAUUUUAAAUAUAUUUGUUUUAUACUAACUUUUAUUAUUCACAGGAAUAUGGAGGAACUAAAGGAAGACUAGUUCAUGUUUUGCAAAAGAAGCCUUUGCCAUUUAAAGAUUUGUUGGAUCAAAUUUUUGGUGAACAUGAUGUUGAUCAAGAUGAACGUUAUUCACCACAUAUGCUUGGCCUACAACUCCAGCAAGUUCAACCUACUUUAGAUGUUGAUGGCAUAACAAUGGUGGACCAACUGCAAGAAACUCAAACUGCUGAACCAAUAGUGGAUCUUACUAGUGAUCAAGGAUGCAACCGAUCAAUCCGAAGCACGUCGUCACGUCGUCUUGCAAGAAGAAAAACUAGUUUCGAAACACAGGUGGAAAGUGGAUUUCAGCGUGUCGUAGAUACUCGGCAAGAAUUUUUAGAAGAACUACGAUCAAGAAAAAUUCAAAAGAUAACAUAUGGUGAUGCAACAUCAGUUCUAGAAAAGUUACCAAUAGAACAGCUUGGGGUAUUUUGGUGGGCAGCAAAUAAAUUGUUAAAGAAUGAUGCUGAUAUACGUGAAGCCUUUGUGAAAUUGGAAAAUGAAGAAAUUAAGAUCAAAUAUAUGGAGAGUUUACUUGGCACAGACAGACAUGGGAGUCCAUGCAAUCAGGUUGAUUUGUUGACGACAAGUCAAAACCAUUUUCAGAGUGUUGGAAUGGGUGGAAGUACUGCAAUAGGAGCUAAUACUGGAGGUGGUUACAUGAGUUUUCUUGGUGUGCACUCCACUGAAUUAGAAGAGCCACGUAGAGAACCAACAAGUUUUGUCAGCUUACUUAAUGAAAGCAAUGAUGAUGGCCUCGUCUAAGCUUUCUAGAAAUAUUUUAUUAUAUAAGUUUUGACUUUAAGAAUUUGGUUUUGGUGUUUACAGAUAUUAUUAGUGCUUUGAAGCUGUAUUGCAUGUUUUCUAUUUAUAAAGAUAAUUAUUUAUUUAUGAGCACUUGAGUUUACUUUUUUAUCUCUAAAUAAUAAUAUCUAUGUAAAUAUUUGCAGGAACUUCGUAUCCUAGAAUUACGUUCACGUGGAAUUCAAAACUUAAAUGAAGAUGAGUUGAUGGAGCUAAUGUUAUUGGAAGAAGAAGAGUUUCUCCAAAGGUACAUGCAUCCUAUAUUAGAGUACUACAAGACAAACUUUUUUAAAGAACCAAUGAACAAAGAUUGGGGAAAUGGUUGGAAGUUGAUACGGAGCCAAAUCUACCAUAACGAAGUUUCAUGUCGUACUCUUAUCCGCAUGAGUCCAGAAGCCUUUAUUCGUUUAUGUGAAGUUCUUCAAACGAAGUAUGGAUUACAAGAGUCAAAUAAUAUCAAAGUGGAUGAGAGCGUUGCAAUUUUCUUGAUUUUGUGUGGCCAAAAUGACACUCAACGUGACAUUGGUUUAAGAUUUGGCCAUGCGCAAGAGACUAUAUGCAGAAAAUUUCACUAUGUUCUUGGAGCAGUGGUACAAUUGGCAGUUGACUAUCUACGACCAAGAACAACUCGUGAGUUUGAAGCAAUAUCGAAUAGCUUACAUGGAGACAAGCGGUAUUCGCCUUAUUUUAAUGGUUUUGUCGGGGCUCUUGAUGGAACACAUGUACCAGUAAUGGUGACUCCAGGUCGAGAUGCAUUACGUUUUGUGAACCGGAAGGGAACAGCAAGCCUUAAUGUUUUGGGAAUUUGUGAUCAUGAUAUGUUAUUUACAUAUUGCUUCGUUGGAAUGGCGGGAUCAACACAUGACUCUAGAGUGCCGGACACCGCUAUGCGAGAGGAUCCAAUGUUUCCUCAUCCCCCAGAAGGAAAAUAUUAUCUUGUAGAUUCUGGUUAUGCAAAUAGGCGUGGUUAUCUAGCUCCAUAUCGAAAAGAAAGAAUAGAAGGUACACGAUAUCAUCUCCAAGAUUUUUUUAAUAAUGAACCUCCAAAAAACAGCAAGGAAAUGUUUAACAGAUGGCAUGCGUCACUACGUUCAGUUAUUGAACGUACAUUCGGUGUUUGGAAACAAAAAUAGAGGAUUUUAAAUGAAUUUCCAAGGUAUGAUAUCUCAACGCAAAGAAAGGUUAUAUUUGCAACAAUGGGGCUCCACAACUUUAUUCGUUGGAACAAAAUUAAAGAUAUUGACUUCGAAGAAUUUGAUGUGGAGAGGGACACUACUCAUUCACAUUCGAAUGUGAACAAUCAUUCAGAUGAUGAGAGUGAUGAACAAGUGAACCAAAACACAUCGGCAGGAGUUUAUAUGAAGAUUGUACGAGAUCAUAUCGCUGAACAAAUCUGGACUGAUAAAAGACCUGGUUCUCGUCGACUAUAGGUUUGUAUCUUUAUUAAUACAAGUUUGCAAAUAAUUAUAGAUACGUGAAAUGUAAUAGGUAUUACAUUAUAGUUUUUUUCUUGUGAAAAAUAAAACAAAUGUUUGUUGUGCAGGUGAAAGAUACGUGUGAAGGAAGAGACACCAAAACCUAUGGACAAGAAAGUUUAUUUAUAUUUAAAAUGUUUUUAAACAAUAGUUUUUAAAUUACUUUAAUUAAAAAUAUUCAUUCCUUUUAGUGGUUACCAUUCAUUGCAAUAUUUUGUUCCAUUCCUUCUCUGCAUUUAUUCCUUUUAAUUUGUUCCUAUUCAUUCCUUUUGAUUCCUUUUCCCUAUUGUUCCACUUGUUCCCGAAAAGGUCACCAGUCAGACCCAAAGAUUCCGGUCCAUUUCAUCACAUAGCUUUUGAGGAUUAUGAUUGUUGGGUCAACCGCUAUCUAGAUUACCAUCUUAUCCUCAUGGCUUUAGAAAUUGAUAAUUUAUAUCAGAAGAGCGUCCUUUAGAUCUUUCAAAGAGUCUUCGAUUUCAUCAAAAAUAAUCUGAGGAUCUUGUAUGACCGAUGGAUCAACGGCCAUCGAUAUAGUCAUCUUGGCCGCAUAACUUAUGAAAUGUAUCAACAAUGCCUACCAAAAAACUAAAAAAAUAAUAUAUGUAAUGUAUAUAUAUAACAUAUGAGAAGAAACGGUCGAGAGGAUCUGUUCAUGAUUGCUAUUAUAAACUUCUCAUUUUCAAAAUUUCCACCACAAAAAUAAAACGUACUUGUGAGAGUUCAUUUUUUGAAAGUGCUUAGAGCAUCUCCAUCAAUGGUUCCUAAGCCUGAGUUCCUAAGUAAAUGGGAUUAAAAAAAAAUAAAAAAGGCUAAUUAAAGGCAGGAACGCGCCUUAAUUGAGGAAUUAAAGGAAUGGUAAGGAACCCAUACGUGGCGCACUCUCAUUGGACCGCUCUUUUAUUGUCUCUCUCUCUCUCUUCUCUGGGGUUUCGACGAAACCGAAGACUCUCUUCUCUCUCGAACACUCUCGAUGUUCUCUCUCUCUAUCUUCUCUCUCGACGAUGCCGGCUUCUGCGUCUCUCUCGAUGAGUCCGUCGCGUGUCUGAGUCCGUCAUCUCUCUCGUUCGGUCCGGCUUCUCCGUCCCUCCAUCUUCUCUCUCGCUCCGUCCCUGUGUCUUCUCUGUCAAUCGGUGAUCGGAAACGGUUCCACUUCCUCCCGAAGCUUCUCUUCCGGCAGCUCUCCGAGACAGAGUCCUCCCCUUUUACGUAUCUUCUCGCCGACGUCUCUCAUCCGUAAGGGUCUGCUUAUUUUUCAAAAAAAAUAUUUUUUGCCAUUUGGGUUUUUCUGAAAUUGUUGUUAUCUCAUAGAGAUGUGUUUUAGAACUUGUCUGUGUUUGAUCCUUGUUUCGUGGUUGUUGUCUGAAACUUGCAUGUGUGUUUGAUCCGUAUGAAUGUGAUCCGUUUGAAACAUGAUUCAUAAGAAAACAAAUGAUUUUAAGCA